This is a messenger RNA of Salvia miltiorrhiza (redroot sage), 742 nucleotides long. RefSeq names its product dirigent protein 21-like. Bases 26 to 610 code for a protein of 194 amino acids. Lineage: Eukaryota; Viridiplantae; Streptophyta; Magnoliopsida; Lamiales; Lamiaceae. The record is from RefSeq and is a predicted model, not a curated record. The transcript has a single exon.
UCAUUGACAAACAGAAACAAAAAAAAUGGUGAAACUAUCGAUUAUUUUCAUGUUCUUUUGCUUAGCAAAUGCCAUUGCAACUCCCACGGCCCGAAUUGUUGACAAGCGGCCCGAAUCAGUACAAGCAUGGUUUAAAAACCUUCCAAAUGCCAAGGAAAAAUUUACCAAACUCCACUUCUAUUUCCACGACACCGUUGCCGGCAAAAAUCCAACGGCAGUCACGGUGGCCGGGGCCAACGUCGCUCACAGAUAUCUCACGGGUUUCGGUUUGAUAAGAAUGAUGGAUAAUCCACUGACCGUAGGGCCCGAGCCCCACUCCAAGAUCAUUGGCCGGGCCCGGGGCAUAUAUGGUGUGGCCUCGAUCGAGGACCUUGACCUACUCAUGACCCUCAAUUACGUGUUCACGGAAGGCAAAUAUAGUGGCAGCACACUCAGCGUGCUCGCCCAUAACCCGAUUCUAGACAAGUACCGGGAGAUGCCUAUCAUCGGAGGUACGGGUGUUUUCCGGCUAGCGCGGGGGAUCGCCACUGCACAAACGACUUGGUUUAAUAUGACUUCCCAAGAUGCUGUUGUUGAGUACAAUGUCAUGGUGUUGUAUUAUGAAAAUUAAUUAUGUUCGUGAUAUGUUUCUUUUCAUGUUUCAUUAUUAAUUUUUAAUUCGAUUCGAUUUGAUGUAUUGCGAUUGAUGCCUGAGUCUUUGUUUUUCUAGGCAUUGGAUUACUUAUCUAUAUAUUAUAUAAAA